GGAGAAGGUGCGAAAGGUGUCUGUCUGUCAAAAGGCGGCGGUGGCCAGCUACACCAGACUAGAAAAGCCUACACACAUCCGUAAGUAUCGACAUUUGAGAACUCACACACACAUGUCAUGUCAUGCACUCAGCAGCUGCGUACACACACCAUUCGAUUCAUUACACAGGCAGCCGUGCAGACAGACUGACCAAGAACCCCACCCACCAAAAAUACCGCAGCACAGUGCAGAAAGCUAUUCACACAUUCAUUCACAGUCACACAGGCCGUGUUAGCAACCCACCCGCCCCACCCCAUCCCACCCGCCACCAUGGCAUGCAUGCAUCAAAAUCUUCAAAACCCGACAAACGGUCAAAACUGCUCCAUCGGUCGGUCGCCCAUCCAUCCGUCCAUCCAUCCACAUGUCGGUGGGCAGGGCAGCAACUGAGCUGCUGCUAUACUGAGCGGCUAUCAACACACAGCCACACACACGGCACCCAUUCCAUUCUCUGGCGCCUCUCUCACACGAACACGUCACCGAGGCCAGCUGUCUCGUCCCCGUUGUUGUAUGUGUAUCGUGUGUGUGGUGGCCGUGUGUCGUUCUUGUACGUCAGCACGUCGUGCCGCCGGUUGUAUGUGGACGUGCCGUAGUCGCCUUUGACGUGUGAAAGCAUGAUCAUGAUGCCCAUGACUCCCGCAUAAGCCCGGUCCCGUUUGUAAAACACGCGCAUGCGCAUCUCGGUGUUGGCCGGGAUGACACGCUCGCCCUCUUCGUAGACACACGGAGCAAUCCGCGACACAUACCUGAUGUGACAGACAGCAACAAGGUGGGUGGGUGGAUGUGUGUGUGUGUGUGUUGCGUGUGUGUAUGGUGGUGUGUCCACCCACCCCAGCUCGUCUCCCGGUGCGUCUGGCUGUGUGCCAUAGAGAGCGGGGGUGACGCAGAAGUCGUCACGUGUCUGCGGCAAUUCCAGAGUGACGUUUAUUGAGCCGAUGUGGAUGUGCCCUGAUUGAUACAGACAGACACACACACAGUCAGACAGACACAGAGAGUGCAAGGCCACCAACAUUGCUGCCCUGCCGAGCUAUGGCGUACCCCGGAUAUAGGCGAUCUCCAUCUCUCGUCCGGUGGUCAUCGUGACCUCCUUCACAUCAACACAGUCUGGCGAAGCAUCGCCAUCGCCCACUGCGCCACCCUCCAGGCCACGCAGCGCAUUGACAGCAGCAUCGGCAUCAUGAUGUGUGUGUGUUUGGUGGCAUGGCGGUACGUCAUACUCGAUGCGGCACUGGAUGACAUCCACCACGACCACCCGCACCGGCUUGGUCUCCGGCGUGAUCCGCCCGUAUGUCACGGAAUACUUCAACCGAUACUCCUGUGCACACACACACGGGGAGAGGACCAUCGAUGAAGGCACCCACACCACAGCAGGCUGCUUCGUGUAUGGUGUUGUGUUGUGUUGUGGUGGUGCCUGCCUUCGGGUGCGGCCCCUGGCCGAAGAGGUUCUGGGGCCGUGGGGCGCGCAGGUGUGGCGGCACGGGAGGGCUGGGCUGCACACUCUCAGACACGAACGGGUCGUAAUGCGUCACACAGUGGGUGCCGUCGGUGCAACACGCCACACCGCCAGUGGUGCCGUCUGCACGGCGAGAGAGAGAGAGAGAGAUGGCCUGUCCGUCAACCAUUCUUCAUUCGUGUGGGCAUCUCUCUCAUCUCUUAUGUACCUGGUUGGCAGUGACACUCGAUGCAGGCCUGAACGUCCGAUACGUUGUCGGUGCGCAAGAUGUGAACGUUCGCCAGCCACACCUCAUCGCCUGAACAAUACCCCACACACACACCUAAGCUGCAUUGCAUGCCUCACUCGGUCUUCCGUGCAAUGGCGACCCACCCACCUGAUGUGGUGACGGCGUAGGGCGCUUUGAGCGUCACAGGUGUCCCACGCGACUCAGCACCUAUGCCGAACAUCUGUGGCAAGUCACGACACGGACCUGACAGAGCAAUGGACAGCAACAAGCAAGCCCAAUGAGUGACACACACGCCUGGCCUACACCACACCACACACACGUACCUGCGUUCGGCAGGAGGGUGGGUGGGCCGUGGGGGUCUGUACGGUUGGGUAGGAUGGGGAAGACCAGCCAGUGGUGCAGAUACACACUCGACAGCGGCACGGACGCAUUAUUUUCAUCGACAAUCUCAGCGUGGAAGCCACGGAUGGCAAGAGGCCCUGCACAGAAGAAACACACACACACAUUCAGAGGCCCAUCUAUGCUUUUCUGUGAGAGGGUGUGCAUCUGACCUUUGGGCAUCUUGAGAGUGGUCUCCCACGGCAGGCUGUUGAGCACAUCGCCAGGCCGCAAAGAGAAAGGCCGGCUCACAAAGGUGUCGGUCACAUCAGUGACAUCACCACCACCACUAUUCCCAUCUUUGCUGCGUGUCGUCUCGUGCAGGUCGAACAGGAAACGGGGCGACGCCGACAGUCCCUGUGCUUCAAUCUCCGACGCCGUCAUGUGACCCGACGCCCCGGCAACCAGGAACAAAAAGACCAAGAUGAAAGCAACCAUCGCUCCCUCGCCGAUGAAAUGGAUCAGAACGGUUCCGUAAUACUGCAAAAACACCUGUUUGUGCCAAAG
This is a messenger RNA of Vitrella brassicaformis, 2603 nucleotides long. The record is from the annotation of a GenBank genome assembly. NCBI's taxonomy places the organism in Eukaryota, Vitrellaceae.